This is a messenger RNA of Papilio machaon (common yellow swallowtail), 2390 nucleotides long. RefSeq lists its product as uncharacterized. Lineage: Eukaryota; Metazoa; Arthropoda; Insecta; Lepidoptera; Papilionidae. Gene Ontology annotation, cellular component: cytoplasm. The record is from RefSeq and is a predicted model, not a curated record. Gene Ontology annotation, molecular function: kinase activity; ATP binding. The coding region runs from base 282 to 2213 and encodes 643 amino acids. The transcript has 4 exons.
CUAAAUUAUCAAAAAGUUGCCGUUUGUUGUCACAAUGCAUAUAUGGAUGUACCAGAUGCAGUGUUAGGCAAGUUGACCCUACUGUGUACGGUUACAGUUUUUUUUUUACUCGUGUUCUGGGUUAAUACCUAUCCUUUUAUAGACAAAGAUUUAUCAAUAUACCAAUAUAUUCCGGAUCCAAAGUGGGUAUUAUUGGCUUGCGCUGUUUGGGGCUUUUUCUUCAUAGGUGGUCUAAUGUCCUUCACUUUAUACCACAUACACCCUUACUUAUAACUUCCAAGAUGACUAAUGUAUCUGCCAAUUGGAUUGUCAUCGGAGUGUCCGGAGUUACUUGUGGUGGGAAAACUACUUUAGCAAAUCAAUUGAAAGAUAGAUUAACUCCGGUAUAUGUUUUCCACCAAGAUAAAUAUUUCUAUCCCGAUGAUAGUCCCAAUCAUGUGAAGUGUGAAGGCUUAGAACAUAAUAACUAUGAUAUACUAUCGUCCUUGGAUAUGGAUAAGAUGUAUAAAGAUAUAAUAAGUACUAUGGAGGGAAAGGAUUGUUCGCAUUAUUCCUGUAAAGAGAGAGAAGAAGGGAGAUUGGAGUUGAAAGGGAAGAGUAUUUUGAUAGUGGAAGGUUUUACAGUGUUGAAUUAUGCACCUAUCAUGAAUAUUUGUAAUUUAAGGUACUACUUUGUGUUGGAGUACGCGGAGUGCCUGUUGCGGCGCUCACACAGACUGUACUCGCCUCCAGACGUGGCCGGAUACUUCGACACCUGCGUGUGGCCCGAGCACCUCCGAUACCGCGCACAGGUCACACACACCGCACUCACUACACUCACACAGACUGUACUCGCCUCCAGACGUGGCCGGAUACUUCGACACCUGCGUGUGGCCCGAGCACCUCCGAUACCGCGCACAGGUCACACACACCGCACUCACUACACUCACACAGACUGUACUCGCCUCCAGACGUGGCCGGAUACUUCGACACCUGCGUGUGGCCCGAGCACCUCCGAUACCGCGCACAGGUCACACACACCGCACUCACUACACUCACACAGACUGUACUCGCCUCCAGACGUGGCCGGAUACUUCGACACCUGCGUGUGGCCCGAGCACCUCCGAUACCGCGCACAGGUCACACACACCGCACUCACUACACUCACACAGACUGUACUCGCCUCCAGACGUGGCCGGAUACUUCGACACCUGCGUGUGGCCCGAGCACCUCCGAUACCGCGCACAGGUCACACACACCGCACUCACUACACUCACACAGACUGUACUCGCCUCCAGACGUGGCCGGAUACUUCGACACCUGCGUGUGGCCCGAGCACCUCCGAUACCGCGCACAGGUCACACACACCGCACUCACUACACUCACACAGACUGUACUCGCCUCCAGACGUGGCCGGAUACUUCGACACCUGCGUGUGGCCCGAGCACCUCCGAUACCGCGCACAGGUCACACACACCGCACUCACUACACUCACACAGACUGUACUCGCCUCCAGACGUGGCCGGAUACUUCGACACCUGCGUGUGGCCCGAGCACCUCCGAUACCGCGCACAGGUCACACACACCGCACUCACUACACUCACACAGACUGUACUCGCCUCCAGACGUGGCCGGAUACUUCGACACCUGCGUGUGGCCCGAGCACCUCCGAUACCGCGCACAGGUCACACACACCGCACUCACUACACUCACACAGACUGUACUCGCCUCCAGACGUGGCCGGAUACUUCGACACCUGCGUGUGGCCCGAGCACCUCCGAUACCGCGCACAGGUCACACACACCGCACUCACUACACUCACACAGACUGUACUCGCCUCCAGACGUGGCCGGAUACUUCGACACCUGCGUGUGGCCCGAGCACCUCCGAUACCGCGCACAGGUCACACACACCGCACUCACUACACUCACACAGACUGUACUCGCCUCCAGACGUGGCCGGAUACUUCGACACCUGCGUGUGGCCCGAGCACCUCCGAUACCGCGCACAGGUCACACACACCGCACUCACUACACUCACACAGACUGUACUCGCCUCCAGACGUGGCCGGAUACUUCGACACCUGCGUGUGGCCCGAGCACCUCCGAUACCGCGCACAGAUAGAGAAGGACAGUCGUGUGACAAUGUUGGAUGGUACAAGACAGGACGCGCUGCACCAAGUUAUGGCACACCUGCACAAAAUGGGGGCCACCGCGGUGUCACAUGACACAUGACACUCCCCCAGUCCCAUGAUACAACAAGAGCACAUUCAGCUGUCAUCAAUGUCACCAAUGGUAUAGAUAAGGUUUUUCUUAAUAAAUAUUAUUUGGGAGCUUUAGUAUGAAAAUGUUUGCCUUAACACUGUUAUAAAUGUCUACUUUAUUAAGAACAAAAUGUUGAAGGGUUUUUGC